AUGAGGCUGGCCGCCGGCUCCCUGCUCCUGUGGCUGAGCCUGGGGGGCGGCCUGGCCCAGAGCGAGGACACGGGCCCCGCCGCCAGCCCCGCCGCCAACGCCGCCGAGUCCUACUCGGACUGGGGCCUCCGGCACAUCCGGGGCGGCUUCGAGUCCGUCAACAGCUACUUCGACUCCUUCCUGGAGCUGCUGGGGGGCAAGGAUGGCGUCUGCCAGUACCGGUGCCGCUACGGAAAGGCUCCCAUGCCCCGGCCCCACUACAAGCCGCAGGAGCCCAACGGCUGCAGCUCCUACUUCCUGGGUCUCAAGGUACCAGAAAGUAUGGACUUGGGCAUUCCAGCCAUGACCAAGUGCUGCAACCAGCUGGACGCCUGUUACGACACCUGCGGUGCCAACAAGUACCGCUGUGAUGCAAAAUUCCGAUGGUGCCUCCACUCUAUCUGCUCAGACCUCAAGCGAAGUCUGGGCUUCGUCUCCAACGUGGCAACAUGUGAUUCUCUGGCUGACACCGUGUUUAAUACCGUAUGGACCCUGGGCUGCCGACCCUUUAUGAAUAGUCAGCGGGCAGCCUGCAUCUGCGCAGAAGAGGAGAAAGAAGAGUUAUAG
This is a messenger RNA of Pipistrellus nathusii (Nathusius's pipistrelle), 606 nucleotides long. The record is from the annotation of a GenBank genome assembly. Lineage: Eukaryota; Metazoa; Chordata; Mammalia; Chiroptera; Vespertilionidae.